Coniophora puteana RWD-64-598 SS2 is the source of this 1736-nucleotide messenger RNA. RefSeq names its product WD40 repeat-like protein. Gene Ontology annotation, molecular function: protein binding. The transcript is spliced from 10 exons. The coding region runs from base 1 to 1272 and encodes 423 amino acids. The record is from RefSeq and is a predicted model, not a curated record. Lineage: Eukaryota; Fungi; Basidiomycota; Agaricomycetes; Boletales; Coniophoraceae.
AUGUCGAGCACGAACUUUAUCCGCACUGCCAAGUGGUGUGCAGAUGGCUCCAGCUUCCUGGCGCAGUGCGAGGAUCACACGUUCCAGACAUUCUCGUUCAACUCACACGCGCCAAGCAACGACAACUCUUUGACCCAUGCAUCGACCUUUCCCCAACCAUCACCGAUCGUCGACUUCACCUGGUUUCCUGGUGCCUCAUCCCAGUACCCUCCUCUGUAUUGCUUCGUCGCAUCUGUCCGCGAGUGUCCUGUCAAGCUCCUUGAUGCAUCAACCGGUAGACUCAGAGCAUCCUACAAGAUCAUCGACCACCGCGAGCGCUUCAUCGCGCCCCACUCCAUGGUGUUCAAUAUGCAUGCUAACAAACUGUAUUGCGGCUUCGAGAGCGCGUAUGAAGUAUUUGAUGUACAUCAUCCAGGAGAAGGGGACCGUGUAAAGACGUCCCCUGAACGAAAGAGCCGUGACGGGAUGAAAGGUAUCGUAUCCGCCCUCGCUUUCGCUCCCACAUACGACGGUCUCUUCGCCGCUGGCACCCUCUCUCCAAGUACCCCGUUCACGCCGAACAUCGCAAUAUACAGCGAAGAAACUCUCGAGCCUGUUAUGUACCUCGGAGCAGACGAAGGUGGCGGAGUUACCCAGCUGGUGUUUAAUCCGCUCAAACCGCACCUCCUCUACGCCACCAUGCGUGGUCAACGAGCCGUGCACAUGUGGGAUCUGCGCAUGACGGGUAUAGCAGGCGGUGGCGCCCCGCUGCGGGUGUACGAGCACCGGCCGCAUGCUGGCCAAGAUCAGGGAAGCGACGAUGAGACGAUGAGAGCGUCAACGAACCAGAAGAUUCGGUUCGAUGUUGACCCGGGCGGACGGUGGCUUGCGUAUGGGGCUGAGGAUGGGAGCAUGUCGCUCUUUGAUCUACAUGAAGGCGACGCGACGGCUGCACGUGAGGGCGAGGAGGGGAACGAUCAGGAACCACAAGUCGUGCACCCGGCGCUCUCUUUUGGUGCCCAUCAAGAUGUCGCCUGUUCGACGUCCUUUCACCCAUCUCACCCAUUCCUCUUAUCGGCCAGCGGUUCCCGUCACUGGGGGAUUUCUCAAGGUCAAGACGCGGACACUUUGUCUAGCUCUUCGGAUGAUGACGAAGAGGACGACAGUGAAUUAAGAGGCACGCCCGACGUGUCGAAGCAAGGAUCGAGGCAGCAACCAAAAUUGUACGCGGGCAAACCAGUACCUCGAGACUCGUCCGUCAAAAUGUGGUAUUUGGGUGGGGCAGCAUCGUGAGCAAGUUAACCAGGAUCGAUACUCGCGCAAUCUAUGCUUUCUACUUGCAGGCGUCGAAGCCAGAUGUUGAGACACUACGAGAUUUUACCCAUGAGAGCAUGCGGUCUGUUUCGCGGCCAGCCGAUAACGCUCUAUGGUAAAAGUCCACAAGGAUGUAGAUGAAUACAGAUGAGUGGCUUGAGGUGCGAAAGCAAGCAGCGGGAGACUCAAACCUGGGCCUGAGCCCCACACGACGCACGCGGGAUCUCGGCAACAGCCGCGUUGACGAAAUUGUCCGUAAAUUGACCGACAGUGAUCAAUCACUCAUGCAUGAACAUAUCGCGCUGUGGCCAGAGGGAGUGAUGCAUCACGUCCCCGGCAGCGCUUGCAUAAAUAGGAAGUGGUCUCCACAAUUUUCUGCAUCUGCUUUUCCCGUCAACCUCGACGUCUCAACGCUUGCGAUGACCUCAGAGGCGGCCCUUCCC